Molecule: messenger RNA, 2807 nt
Organism: Coregonus clupeaformis (lake whitefish)
Lineage: Eukaryota; Metazoa; Chordata; Actinopteri; Salmoniformes; Salmonidae
Gene: znf750
Product: zinc finger protein 750
Exons: 3
Coding region: 112-2220 (702 amino acids)
Biological process (GO): positive regulation of transcription by RNA polymerase II; epidermis development
Cellular component (GO): nucleus
Molecular function (GO): RNA polymerase II cis-regulatory region sequence-specific DNA binding; DNA-binding transcription activator activity, RNA polymerase II-specific; promoter-specific chromatin binding
Source: RefSeq, a predicted model, not a curated record
AGAGAGCACACACACAUUUGGGACUCGGGACACUACUGGAGAGAUUGGUACAGAACUACUGGCUGGUCCUCACAAACAGAGCAGUGAAACUGCACACACACCAGAUCCAAAAUGCUCACCGUUCAGGAGCGCAAGCCCAAGAGGCCUCACUACAUCCCACGGCCCCCAGGCAAGCCCUACAAGUACCAGUGUUUCCAGUGCCCCUUCACUUGCAACGAGAAGUCUCACCUCUUCAACCACAUGAAGUAUAACCUGUGUAAGAACUCCAUAUCACUGGUAUCUCAGAAAGGGGGUCACACAGGGAGGCAGACCAAGACCCCUGGCCCUGCCAAGGACAAACUGUCAUCUUUAACCCUGAAAGAGAACUCAGGCCCACUUCCUUUGAAGCGGGACAUGACCCCUGAGGGUCACAGAGGAGGAGUGGAGAACAGGAGAGAAGAGAAGGAGGAGAGAGAGGAGGAGUGUGGGAGUCCAGUCAGGAAGGACAUUCAGAGUGUGAUCAAAUCAGACACAAGGGAACUCAAAGAGGCCAAGGCUUUGCCACGCCCGUCAGCCUUCUUCCAAGUCACACCCAAUCGGGAGAACCCAGAGGGCGGGCUAAAGUCGCCAAACAACCAAUCAGAGGAGCCGUCUCUGACUCCGCCCAUGCCAUCAUUCUAUAACCCCACCUUCGCCUGGGGCCCAAUGGCCGCAGCCUCCAUGCCGCUGAAGCCCCUCCCACCGCACAUAAUACCCGAGUACCCUCCCUACCCGUUUCCCGAUCGCCACCCGGCCCUCCACCCCCUCUACCAGCCCUACUUCAUCCCAAGGAUGCAUCACCUUUCUGGGCCAAACUCCCAGACCUACCGGCCUACCUUCCUGGAGACCCCACAAAGAACUGUGAUACCCCUGAACCCGGACCACUCCCACCCUUCUGACAUCCCUCCGUAUCCCUACAGAUACGGUCUCCACCUGCCCUAUGGCCUGUACCACCCCCCAGACCACCACCACCCCAUCCCAGGCUCCAGGUACCUUCCUCUGGAUGUGUACGGCCCAGGACCAGGCCCCGGCCUGGGACCUAGGGACUAUGACUUCUACAUCCACCCUAGGCUCCAUGGUGAACCUCACAGUAGACCCACUGAGGAAGGGAACAGCCAGGGGGAGCAGAGCGGAGACAAGCCCAUCAGACUAAGCCCCAUGGAGGGGUGUUCUGCCUUGGGCUCCCCUGACAGACCCAGCCCUCCACACCCCUUCACCCAGAGAGACACUACUGAGGGUUCCAGAUACACUGUCCUGGGGGAACCACAGCCUGUCAACCAAUCAGGAGGACCAGAGCCAGCCUCUCAACCAAUCAGAGUAGACGUGAACAAAGAGGACGCACCACAGAGCUUGUUGAUGCAAGUGGGGACGAAGCACAUGGAAAGAGGGUCGGCAGCCGACAGCGCAGAGCCCUCCACCUCUGACGAAAGCAACGACUCCUCAUCUGAACGAGAUGAGGAUGAUGAGGUUGAAGAUACUGAGGAAGAUCUGAUCCCCCUGAACCUCUCCAAAAAGGACCAGGAGUCUGACCUCCUCACCAGCAGGAGGAGCUGUCCUGAAACACGGCACACAGAGGAGGACCUGCCAUUAAACCUCAGCCUUAGGGCCACACCAGGCAGUCCAGAUCACUGCUCCAAAAUGGCCGCCUCAAGAGGUUUUCAACGGGGCUCCAGCACAGAUCAUUGCUCCAAACUGGCCGCCUUAAUCGCAGUGGGUCUCAGUCAACAGGGCUCCAGCCCAGCUCCCACCCAAACAGACAAGGAGCCCAGUGACCAACAGAGACAGACUGCAGCCCUGGCUCUCUGCCAGCUGGCUAGCUCCUCCUCCUCCUCCUCCUCCUCCUCCUCCAGCCUCCGCUCUACUGCAGCAGACAGCCUGUCAGUACGUCCAACACCAACAAACUCUGGCAGCCAUAGCUGCCCCUGUCCCCCAACAACCACAGCCCUCGCCAGGGAGGUGAAACACACAACUUCAGGCCUCUCUAAGAAGGUCAAACAGGUACACACAGCCAAGGGCCAGGCUGAACAGUCUAGUGCCAAGGCUAGGGGGGUGAAGAGAGCUGCCAGGGGAGAGAGCCAGCUACCAGCCAGGGAAAACACCAAGCUUACAGCACCUCAGAAACAGAGACCGACUAAGAAGGCCAGGGUGGUGAUGGAGACAGGAGGAGGGAGAGCACUGAGGAGGAGACCUCUCUGCUGCUGAACACUAAAGUGCCAGUUGAACCAAUCCCCAUUCACCUGGCACAGGCAGUCAACAGUGGCCCCCAGUCUAGGACCAGGAUGUAAAGGAGCUGUACAGUUGAACCUCCAUGGACCCUCCCCUGUCUGUCUAUAGGAUGAUCAAAUAUUUACCAAACACUAAAAGCAAGACUCAUGUUUUAAACCAACAUGUCGUAGGCUAUAGGGACUGGGGAAACCCUGUCAAAAACCUUCUCACCUGCACUGACUUGGCCCAGGGUAGCCUUUUUAUAUCAACGUUAACCCUUUCCAUUUGAUCACAGAACGCUGUAUAUAACAAGGGUGGAACUAUUUAAGUGACUAUAAUAUGUUGUAUACUACAAGGUGCAUGGUGAUGGGAUAAGGUGUAUAUAUUUAAUACUGUCCUAAAAAAAAAAGCUUUACUAAAAUAAAAUCUGUCCAUAUUUAUCCAUGGGUUGUUGCCUGGCUGUUGUGACUGAGGGUCUAUGGAGAAGGGAAGUGCAGUCUAGGGGUUGCUUUGCUGGUACAGAGGACAUAUGUAGUAGUAGUUGAUAUACAAGAAGCUCCCGCACACUGCUCUAGCAAAGUAUG